This is a messenger RNA of Saprolegnia parasitica CBS 223.65, 1866 nucleotides long. RefSeq lists its product as hypothetical. Bases 1 to 1866 code for a protein of 621 amino acids. The transcript is spliced from 6 exons. Gene Ontology annotation, cellular component: nucleus; cytoplasm. The record is from RefSeq and is a predicted model, not a curated record. Gene Ontology annotation, molecular function: protein binding. Lineage: Eukaryota; Oomycota; Saprolegniomycetes; Saprolegniales; Saprolegniaceae.
AUGGCCGACGACGACGAGCUCGAACGGGGGGCGCACCUCAAGCUAGCGCAGCGCCACCGGGUCGUCGUGCCCGGGACGUUCCACGGGCCACGCGUGUGGCAAGCCGACCUCCACUCGCCCGGGACGCUCGGCGCGGCCUCGGUGACCUUUGCGACUUCUGGCAACCUCCCGAAAGAGAGCAAGCUCGUGUUAGUGUUUCCCGACACGGGCUGGGGCUUCCCCGACGUGCCGCUUGUCAUCGUUGCAGCGUCCGCAGGGCGUCCGUCGCCGCGUGCAAAGGCGGUGUGGUACCGCGCCACCAACACGCUCGAGGUGACGACCCUCGACGAAGACAUCGAGGCUGGUGCCAUGAUCACGCUCACGGUGGCCGGUGUCGCGACGCCGGCGUGUGCGACGCCGGGUGGCGAGCUUGUCGCCACCACGUUCGAGAAGAAACGAAUUCGCAACACGGUGCCACCUUCGAUUCGUGGCGGUCACGUCAUUGACGGCCCGACACGCAUGACGAUUCCGUCGCUCGUACCCGGACCGAUUGCUGGGGAACGCCGUUGGAUGCCCCUCAAUUGCUGCCCGAAUGCAGUGGCAGACGUGCUACUGGAUUUGAAAGUCACAGGUUCAGUUCCCAAAGGCGGAAAGAUCCUCGUUGAGCUCGCCCCCGACGGCGGCUGGGACAUGGAGGCGACACCAAAGGUUUCACUCGACGUGCGACCACCGACGUCGUUGCAGACCGUGGGUCCUGUCGCCAUCACGGCGACGUGGCACAAGGACCAGCAAGCGCUCGAGAUGCUGCUUCUCGACGGUGCGAUCCCGAUGCAGAGCACGAUCAAGCUUCUCGUGCGCCAAGUGCACAACCCUGUUGGCGAGCGCCCCGAGGCGAUCGCCCGCGUCACCACCCUCGUCGGCAACGGCGGCGUCAUUGACGGACCGGUGAAAGUCACCAUGGCGCGCAUUAGUGAGCUCCGAGAGCUCGACUUUGCAAAGGCGUCGGAGGCCUUUGCCCGCCACAACCCGAAGGACGGUCUCUUGACGCUCGAGAAUGUGGUCGCGGCGUUCAAGGAGCUCUCGAUUCGCACGAGUGUCGACGCGUUGCGAACGUCGGGGCUUCAGUGCACACCCAUCGAGGAGGCCACUUCCGCGACCACGGCACCGCCCGUGCACAAGAAGGGCGAAGCCGCGCCCGUCGUUCCGCCCACAAUCACCCGCGACGGCGUCUCCCACGAAGCAUUCCUCAACUACUUUACCACCGUGUAUACGCCAGCAUUCAAAUUCGGGGAGGAGCUGCGCACGGUCGCGGGCCGAGGUCUCCUCCCGCGCCUCCGCGAGCUGGCGCUCAACGGCUGCGACGUCAACGCCAAAGACGGUGCGGGAUGGACGGCAUUGCAUUAUGCGGCUGAACACGGCGCGCUCAAGGCCAUCCAGGCCCUCGUGGAGGCUGCCCCCGCACUCCACGUCGACGCUGUCGACGUUGCGGGGUGGACCCCGCUCAUGUGUGCGGCCGCCAACGGGCACAUCACUGUCAUCUCGCGCCUCCUCGAGCUGGGGGCGGAUGUCAACCACAAGAGCAAGGAAGGGCGCACGGCGCUGCACUGGGCAGCCUCCCGCGGCAUGGAAGGCGCGGUGAGCUUUCUACUACUGGGGGGUGCCGAGAUUGACGCGGUCGACCGGUGUAAAUGGACCGCGCUGCACUGCGCGGCGGUCCACGGCAACGUCGGCUGCGGCAAGCUCCUACUGGAAUAUGGCGCCGACCUCGCGACGAGUGACGCGCUCGGGCGCAGCGGAUGGACGUACUGGGACGCACCUGCCGCUGCGCUUCUGCAAGGACACGUUGAAAAACUUCAAGCCAUGGGCAUGCUGGCCAAGAAGAGCUAA